This is a messenger RNA of Sphaeramia orbicularis (orbiculate cardinalfish), 2735 nucleotides long. RefSeq names its product GPRIN family member 3b (gene gprin3b). Gene Ontology annotation, cellular component: plasma membrane. NCBI's taxonomy places the organism in Eukaryota, Metazoa, Chordata, Actinopteri, Kurtiformes, Apogonidae. Bases 32 to 2146 code for a protein of 704 amino acids. The transcript has 2 exons. The record is from RefSeq and is a predicted model, not a curated record. Gene Ontology annotation, biological process: neuron projection development.
AAUAUUUAAAGACUGAAACAGUGAAUCCAACAUGGGAACUAAUCCAAAAAGGACAGUGACGGUCCAGAUGGUGCCUCAGCUGGCUGUGGUGGACACGCUGGGUAAUAAGGAGUCAAAUGCCAACUGGGCUAAAGAGCCCAACCUCAAGCUCUCUCAGGUUUGUCCAAAACCCACCCUCACAUCUCCAGACCACAAACAGGAUAACCUAUCUGUGACUGCCGCUCCCACUAACAUCAUCCCACAUAGCCCAAAAACUACUUUCAAAGGAGGUGAACCAGUUAGCAGUACUGUGUCGGACACACCAACAUCAACCAACGGAAAUGAGAAAAAAUCAGAGAAUAUGGCAGGUGGAGACCAACAGAUGCCAGACCUGUGUUUGAAAAGCCAAGGCGUUGGUGAGGCAGGGGGGGAGCAGAGUGAUGCUAAUGCUAAUAUGAGAAUGAUAAGCUUGGCUGAUGAAAAGGAAAUGUGUAAGAGCGGUUUGUCAUCUGCCGUUGCGGCGUCAAAGGUCGACAAGCCGACCAACGACUGCAGAACAAAAGCAUCAGGUACAACAAAGGAUGAAUGCGCAAAGCCAGGAGGGCUGGGGAGUCGCUCAUCAGCAGCUAAGGCCACAGUAAUAGAGGACAGUAAUAAAAAUGUGUCCGCAAAUAAUCCAAAUCUAAACGCCUUGGUGACACCGCAACGUGAGAGUAAAGGAGGAGUUUCAGCUGGUGUUAACAAGGACCCAGCUGCACCACAGGAGUCUAAAGAGCUUCACCAUAUGCACACUUACCCACAAAGCUCGGUGUGUCCACAAGAGACACACAAAACGAAACAAACCACGGAAACUACACCUGCACCCACUACACCUCUUAUAAAGAAAGAAGACACAAAGAAUUCCAGUUCAGCUCAUCCCAAGGAGGAUUUUCAGCCAGCAAAGACUCCACAAGUCUCCUCGGAUAAACAUCAGCCAAUGUCCUCACAGAAGGACUCCUCCGCUCAGCCCCAGGCCAUGCAAAACAUGCCGACAGACGGGCAGGUGGCCGAGGAACCCAGCCAGACUGACACAGCUGUCUUUGAAGGGCAGCAGCCAGAGCCUCCCUGCAAGCUUUACAGGGAGGCUUCGACUAUGACCUCAUCUCUGUCAUCCACACCAGUUAAGCAGUGUCAUGAUAUGGAGGUCCAAGCUGUCGCAAACACAUGCAAUAAAGCUGUGUGCACGAGUCCAAGCCUGCUGCCCUUCGCUGUGACUCGCAGGCCAAGCGGUGCUGGCGCAGUCCCCAGGGAGGAGGCGCAGACCCUGGCUGUCUACCAGGUGGAUGGCGGCAUGGACCUCCAUCAGCUGAAUAUCGAUCCAAAGUCUGAGAAACUCACUGUUGAGGCUGAGUUGUGCCCCAACCAAAAUACCAGCAUGGUUCUAUCCCAGCAGCAAGACUCCAGGCUCGGAGCCAAGCCAAAAGAAGGAUCAGCUCUAUGCAAUAUCCAGCCGGUAUAUCAGAUCAACAUUGAACACAGUAAUCACAAAGAACCAGGAGAGUCAGGUAACUCCCAAUAUAAAACUGGAGUUCAGGCGGCAAAAACAGCAACUGCUGAAGCUUCCACUUUCAAAUCAGGGACACCCCCAGAGACAGCUGGCACUACCAAGCCUGGAUCUGCUGACAGUAACAAUGCUGUACUGUCUCAGGCUACUGUUACAACCAAGGCAACAUCAACAUCAGCAACAGCAAACACUACAACCAAGUCUGAUACAGCUAAACAAAAAGCUGCAGAAAAGACUAAAACAAAGGAGACGAAGUCCAGCAAGGACAAAAUCAAACCAGAGAGAAAUGAAGAGGAAGACGAUCAGUCAGGGAAGCAGAAAGGAAAAAGCGUCCAUGACGUAGUCUGGGACGAGCAAGGGAUGACCUGGGAGGUCUACGGUGCCUCUGUGGACCCUGAGUCUCUUGGGUUUGCCAUUCAGAGCCAUUUACAGUGCAAAAUCAAGGAGCAAGAGCGGAAACUCAUGGCACAGACCUCCUUCCGAAAGUCAAUCUCUGGUGUUGAUUCACCGCAACAUGGCAGAAAGAACAAAAGGAGGCAGCAGAAUAUUUUCAGGUCAAUGCUGCAAAAUGUCAGGCGGCCCAACUGCUGCGUUCGCCCCCCUCCCUCCUCCGUCCUCGAGUAGCUCAGCGCAGAGGUAGCCAAUGUCAGACUCCUCCCUUUUCCUGGAGGUCAAAAUGCUUGUCCUCUCCUUGUGAUGAUUAAAAUGCCAAGUGAAACAUUAAUGGGAAAAUGAUCCCUGUAAAGUAAGUAUACUGGAAUGUUGUAGCAAACUAUUUGUGAUGUUUUUGAUCAAAGACGACGAAGGUAGAGAAAUAGAGAUAUGAACUGAACAAAUCAAGACUUAUUUUCUAGAAAUAGAUAUUACAAAAAGAAAGGAUCUCUUUUUAAACAAAGGCAAUAAUAGUGAAACGCAUGUAUAUUAGUUACAAUGGCAGUUGUAUGACCUACAAAGAAGUGCAGAUAAUGGGGUAGAUAUAAUUACUUAAUAUGAACAUAUCUGUGCAAAUAUAUUAAAACAUCUCAUUACAUUUGGUGCAUUUGGUAUAUGUUGUUGAGGUGUUUUGGGGCCCUAUAUUUAUAAAAUUGCUGUAUUUCUUUUCUUGCACAUUUAUUUUCAGUGAGUUACUACGUUGUGCAAAAAAGGGACUGUAUGCAUACAUGCGCUGUUUAAUCUAUGUUCUUUGUUUUUUUUAUUAAAACAAGAAAACCUA